AUGAUAUCCAUGCGGGAAGAUCGAUUUGCUAAACUGGGAUGCCGACCAUGGAAUCUCAGUUUAACGAGCGUGAUCAUCCUGGCGCUGUCGAAUAUGCUGCUAACAUUCCUGCUGUUGCAAUCGGAGACUUGCGCGCCAGAAGCGAUCCCGCGGGAAGUGGAGAUGAACGCCGUCACUGAGUGGAAUCUCGGCACUCUCGUCAAGCACGAGCAACAAUCAGAGUGCAUCACGCAGGAUUACCAGCCCGCGUCACCUGACGCUAACAGUCUCAAGCUGGACAUUAAGCUCGGUAGAUGGGACGCCCGGCGGAUGUUCCGGAUGUACGACUCGGUGCUGGUCGGCAGCAGGUUCACGGAGCUUUCGCAGACCUAUCGGGUGUGUCUGGCUACCCAGAGCUCCGUGGAAAAAUUACACUCACUGGUUCAAGUCGCCUUGCACUGGACCGGUCCGAUGUCCGUAGCGCUCUAUGCUGCCGGUGAUGAAGAAUUUGAGGUGUUGCAGCGUUACCUGGUGUAUCUGAGGAGGUGCUACGAAUCUAUCAGAGAGAGAGUGAUUUUCUCUCUUGCCGUGCCGAAGAUGCGAAUGCCCAAGAAGCAGCCACGCGUUUUCGAACUGCCGGACCGUGUCGAUUGUGCCAAACCGGAAGCCACCCUCAACGAGUUCAUGAGCCGCGUGCCCAGCGAGCAGACCAAUUGGCGGAUACGGAAUGUAUAUCCGCAGAAUCACAUGCGGAACCUGGCGCGCAAAAACUGCCAGACGGACUAUGUGUUUUUAACGGAUGUCGACAUUGUCCCGAGUUUCAAUCUGACGGUCGUGCUCGACGAGUUCCUUAGGAACGACAACUGUGAUAAGUGCGCCUAUGUAAUACCCACGUACGAGUUGGACACGCGCGUGAGGUUUCCUCCAAAUAAGACGGAGCUAAUUAGGCUCGCCACGAAAGGUUUGGCCAGGCCUUUCCAUCAGAAAGUCUUUAUACAUAAUCAGUUUGCCACGAAUUUCACGAGGUGGCUGCAGGACGUGUCACUGAACCAUGUGCAUCACGAAAAUGUGAAGACGGGUAAGGUGUACAUUAGUCAUGAUGUGACGAAUUUCGAAUUCCUUUACGAGCCUUUUUACGUAGCGAAAGAUAUCGUUCCGCCCCACGAUGAAAGGUUUAUGGGAUACGGAUAUACAAGGAAUACCCAGGGUAACUCCAGUAAAUACGCCGCGCUGGGAUUUACGUCGCAGAAGUCAGAGAAAAUAGAAGAAGUGGGGGUUUACGAGAUGUACGUGACGGGUUAUCAGUUCAAGGUACUAUCACCGGUAUUUACAGGCCACUGGGGACUACAGACCAGGAAGACCAGGCCCGCUUGGCGCGAGCGUCAAAACAGUGCCAACAGGAAACAAUUCGAGACAUUCAAAAAGGAAGUAUUCGCUCGUUAUAUGCGAGAUCCGCUGAAAAUGAUGAAGAACGCCAACUGACGAAAGAUUCAUCGAGGAUCUCAUUGAUGAUUUGAGACUCCUCCAUUGAUUAAGUUCGUCCUUAGGCUUAACAUCGAGAAAUCCAGAGUAGUAUUAGGCCUCUGGCUACUGUUAGUGCUCACCACGUAAUGUAGUUAAUAGAUUCGAAGUGUUUUUCAUAUGAUCGAACGAGUCAACGAAGAA
Molecule: messenger RNA, 1644 nt
Organism: Atta colombica
Lineage: Eukaryota; Metazoa; Arthropoda; Insecta; Hymenoptera; Formicidae
Product: beta-1,4-glucuronyltransferase 1-like
Molecular function (GO): glucuronosyltransferase activity
Source: RefSeq, a predicted model, not a curated record